AUGGAUGUACCCCAGACAAAGCAUAUACUCAUCGUCGGUGGUGGAGUUAUUGGCUCAACAACAGCUUAUUACUUGACCCGCCACCCCAACUUCGACCCCUCGAAACAUACAAUCACCCUCCUUGAAGCCACCUCGAUAGCAGCAGGCGCCUCAGGCAGAGCAGGUGGUCUGCUGGCCCUAUGGGCCUACCCAGAGUGUCUGGUCCCGCUGUCAUACCGUCUUCACAGGGAACUGGCCGAAGAACACGGCGGGGCUGAGAAAUGGGGCUACCGCCGUGUCAAGUGCGGGACCAUAGGCGCCGUUGUGAGGCCGGCUGAUCUAGAGGAGGCAAGAAAAGCGGCCCAAGGCGCAUCCACAGACACACCAACUCUAACACAGGUUGAGACAGCAGCACCGCCUGCAUCAGAGCCUGAAGGGGCUUCUCGGGAGACCAAUGGAGACACCAAAGGCGCAGCAUCAGAGCCGUCACUGGUAUCAGCAACAGCAGCAUCGAGUAUAGCCAGCAGACCUGACCAGAGCGAGGUCAAGAUUGAGAGUGGCACCCAGGCUGGGCCAGGCGAGGAACGGCCAGCAGCAGCCAGGGAGGGAAAAGAGUGGGAGAAGCUGCCCAAACAAGACGCGGCCGCAACCUCGCUCCUGUCCGACUCGGCCCUGCCGCCCGACCUCGACUGGAUCGACCCCAAGCUCGUCCAGUAUUAUGAAGAGAUGGGCCGCCGUGGAUUCACCGAGACAGCUCAGGUGCACCCCUUCCAUUUCACAACCGCCAUCGCCGACCUCGCCCGCGCCGCAGGGGUCGACAUCCGACUGGGUGCCAAAUUCACCGGUGUCAAACCUGCCGAGCCAGCUUCCUCCUCCCCCUCCCCAGGCCUUCUGAGCGUCGAGUAUGAGGACCGCGCCCACGGUGAGGCGAUCAGGACCGUUGACGGUGUGACGGAUGUGAUUGUCGCCGCGGGACCGUGGACGGGCGGGUUGCUGCCGCGGAGCAAGGUGGAGGGCCUGCGCGCUCACAGCAUCGUGUUCGAGGCGGAUGUGACGCCAUACGCCGUCUUCACGGACAUCCAGCUGCCGGCCGACUAUGUGCCCGAGCACAGGGCAAGGGCGGGUCAGAAACGAAAGCACAAGGGGAAUGUGGACCCGGAGGUAUAUGCAAGGCCAUUUGGGGAGGUCUACGCCUGUGGCGAGCCCGACAAGACCAUCCCCCUCCCGUCGACCGCAGACCAAGUCCAGACCGACCAAGCCCAGUGCGACGACCUGGCCGCCUAUCUGGCCACCAUCUCCCCCACCCUUGCCGCCGCGCCCAUCCGCGCCCGCCAGGCCUGCUACCUCCCGCAGCACGUGCGCUUCGGCACCGAGCGCGGCCCGCUCGUUGGACCAACCUCGACGCCUGGCGUAUGGGUGGCCUCGGGUCAUACCUGUUGGGGCAUCCAGAAUGGGCCUGCGACGGGGUACCUCAUGGCAGAGUGGGUUCUCGACGGGGCGGCGAGGGCAGCGGAUAUUGAUGUUUUGCAUCCUGCCAAGUUUAAGGUGUGA
Messenger RNA from Cryphonectria parasitica EP155, 1530 nucleotides. Its product is annotated as FAD dependent oxidoreductase. The transcript has 3 exons. The record is from RefSeq and is a predicted model, not a curated record. NCBI's taxonomy places the organism in Eukaryota, Fungi, Ascomycota, Sordariomycetes, Diaporthales, Cryphonectriaceae. The coding region runs from base 1 to 1530 and encodes 509 amino acids. Gene Ontology annotation, cellular component: cytoplasm; late endosome. Gene Ontology annotation, molecular function: oxidoreductase activity. Gene Ontology annotation, biological process: retrograde transport, endosome to Golgi.